Messenger RNA from Stereum hirsutum FP-91666 SS1, 1950 nucleotides. RefSeq names its product P-loop containing nucleoside triphosphate hydrolase protein. Gene Ontology annotation, cellular component: catalytic step 2 spliceosome; intracellular anatomical structure. The transcript has 8 exons. The annotation marks the transcript as partial. The record is from RefSeq and is a predicted model, not a curated record. Gene Ontology annotation, molecular function: ATP binding; RNA binding. Lineage: Eukaryota; Fungi; Basidiomycota; Agaricomycetes; Russulales; Stereaceae.
GGAAGGGAUGCCAUAGUGCGUGAAGUUCAAGCUAGUGAAGUCACUAUCCUCGUCGGAGAAACGGGAUCGGGGAAGACGACUCAAAUACCCCAAUACCUUCUAGAAUCUGGAAAGUUUUCUGGACAGAUCGCCAUCACCCAACCCAGACGAGUUGCCGCCACAUCCCUCGCCACACGCGUCUCCGCCGAGCAAGAUUGCUCUCUCGGCUCAACUGUCGGUUAUGCUGUUCGAUUCGACGAGCGCACUACCUCGAAGACACGAAUAAAAUAUCUUACCGAUGGUAUGCUCGUAAGAGAGAUGAUGGGCGACCCCCUGUUGGAGCGAUACAGCGUUGUCGUUGUGGACGAGGCGCACGAGCGUUCGCUUAGGACAGAUUUAGUCCUCGCAAGUCUGAAGAAGAUUCUGAAGCAGAGAAAUGGGACCGUGGAUACGAAGGGGAAGUCCCGGGCGAAGACCGAUCCCUUGAAGGUGGUAGUGAUGUCUGCCACAUUAGACGCGGAGAAAUUCAGCACUUUCUUUACCGGCGCGAAAAUACUUUACGUGAAAGGUCGUCAACAUCCUGUCACAAUAUAUCAUACGUCCACCGGACAGACCGACUACGUAGACGCCGCUCUACGGACUUUCUUCCAAAUCCACGUCGACCAGCCACCAGGCGAUGUCCUCAUAUUCUUACCUGGCCAAGAGGAUAUUGAGAGCCUUGAAGCCUCCAUCACGACUUAUGCCAAACAACUACCCCCAGAUGCUGCCGAAGUUCUUAUAUGCCCACUGUAUGCAUCCCUUCCAAACGCCCAGCAAACCAGAGUAUUUACACCCGCUCCGGCAAACCAUCGUAAAUGCAUUCUUGCCACCAACAUCGCAGAGACCUCCAUCACGAUACCAGGCGUUAAGUACGUCAUUGACACGGGAAAGCAGAAGGAGAAACAACACAUAGCUCGAGAGUAUGGUAGUGGUAAGCCGAAUUUCAUGAUAUUUGUCUCAGGAUUCGAUGCGCUGAUUACCACCAACGUCACCCGGUCCUCCGCCAUGCAACGAGCCGGUCGAGCCGGGCGUGAGGGCAAGGGGUAUUGUUUCCGACUGUACACUCAAGAGGCCUUUGAAGACAUGGAAUACUCUCCUCAGCCUGAGAUACAACGGACGAAUCUCACGUCUGCUAUCUUACAACUCAAAUGUGUGGGUCAGGACCUCGAAAACAUGGAAUUCAUGGACAGACCUCACCCCGAGUCCGUCGGCUCAGCGCUGCGCGCACUCUUGUUGCUCGGAGCUCUCGACGAAAAAAGUCAACUCACAGACUUCGGUCGCUCUAUGGCAUUCUUCCCCCUCGAACCUCAGUAUGCUGCCGUAAUCCUCGCCUCGGUAGAUAACAACUGCACCUCUGAGGUUCUCUCUAUCGUCUCUAUUCUUUCAUCAUCAUCACCACUCUUUCCGGACUCCAGUUCCCAACGCGAAGCUGCAGCCGAUGCUCGCGCAAAAUUUCGACAUCUUUCAGGAGAUCAUCUAUCCAUGCUCAACGUGUGGUCUGCGUACGAAAUAAUCGCAGCGGAAGGCAAAGGCGCUAGGAAAGAGUGGUGCAAGAAGAAUCACGUAAACGACAGAGCGCUGUCAGAGGCUAAGAAUAUCAGGGACCAAUUGGUGCAAGUUUGCGUCCGGACGGGCGUGGAUUGGAAGGCCUCAUGUGGGCAGGAUGACGCGCCGAUUUUGAAGAGCCUCGUGAGAGGGCUCGUACAGAACGUAGCCUUGUUACAGCCGGAUGGCUCGUAUAAACAAUUGAUGGGUCCCAAAACCGUCAAGAUCCACCCUGGGUCCUUCCUUGCCGACAAAAAGGCGUCUGCUGUCCUCUAUGACGAACUGACUUAUACGACUAAUAUCUAUGCGCGCGGGGUGUCUGCCAUACGUAUGUCCUGGGUCAAGGACAUACCUGUCAGGAAGGCAAGACAUGUAGCCGUCCAAUGA